Molecule: messenger RNA, 3518 nt
Organism: Panicum virgatum (switchgrass)
Lineage: Eukaryota; Viridiplantae; Streptophyta; Magnoliopsida; Poales; Poaceae
Product: disease resistance protein RGA5-like
Exons: 3
Coding region: 198-3080 (960 amino acids)
Biological process (GO): defense response to other organism
Molecular function (GO): ADP binding
Source: RefSeq, a predicted model, not a curated record
AGUUUGCAGCUUACGAAGUAUUCCCUCCACCUCAAAAAUGUUGACCUUCUGAACUAACCAUCGUUAGCCAGUAAGCAACCAGUUAUUCCUUGGUCCUGUAUGUUCCUGUUUCAAUCUUCCCUCACUUCUUUCCGCUCCUAGCGCACACAACACAAACCACAUGGAUCGCAGAGUGUAGUAUAGGAGCACAGAGAUCAAUGGAGGUGGUGAGCGCUUCUCAUGGCGUGUUGGGUCCCCUACUGGGGAAGCUCACCUCUCUGCUCGCCGACGAGUGUGUCCGCCUCAAAGGUGUCCGCCGUGAGAUCCGGUCACUCAGAUCUGAGCUGAUGAGCAUGCAUGCUGCAGUCCAGAAGUAUGCCAUGCUACAACAUCCUGAUGUCCAAGGGAAGGUAUGGACAGCACUGGUGAGGGAGCUGGCCUAUGACACCGAGGAUGUCAUUGACAAGUUCGUCCACCACCUUGGCAACGGCAGUCACCAUGGUGGUUUUAAGGAGUUCUUCCGCAAGACUGCUCGCCGACUCAAGACUCUUGGGUCUCGCCGCGGAAUAGCCAACCAAAUUGACGACCUGAAGGCUCGUGUCAAGGAGGUGAAAGAGCUCAAGAGCAGCUACAAGCUGGACGAUAUUGCUGGUAGUGGUACCUUUGAGCAUUGCGCCGUGGAUCCCCGGUUGUCUGCGCUUUUUGUCGAGGAAGAACACCUUGUGGGCAUUGAUGGUCCGAGAGACUAUCUUGUCAAUUGGAUGGUGGAAGAGAAAGAUAGCUCAACGAAGAAUCUCAAGGUCCUGUCUAUUGUUGGGUUUGGAGGGUUGGGAAAGACAACGUUGGCAAAGGAGGUCUGUCGCAAGAUCCAAGGGCAUUUUCACUGUCAGGCUUUCGUCUCAAUCUCUCAAAAGCCGAAUGUGAAGAACAUUAUGAAGGCUGUGAUUUCCCAGGUGCCUUGCAAGGAAGAUUUUACAAAAGAUAUUGACACUUGGGAUGAAAAGAAAUUUAUUGCGAAGCUAAGGGAACUGCUACAAGAUAAGAGGUACCUCAUCAUUAUUGAUGAUAUAUGGUCUAUAUCAGCAUGGGACACUAUUAAAUAUGCUUUCCCGGAGAAUAAUUUGUCUAGCAGAAUUAUAGCUACUACACGAAUUGUUGAGGUGGCAAGAUCAUGUUGUCCGCGAGAUGAUUUUUACCGCAUCUAUGAAAUGGAAGCCCUAAGUGAUCUUCACUCCAAAAGGUUGUUUUUCAAAAGAAUAUUUGGUUCCGAGGACUGCUGCCCUGAUGUGCUAAAACAAAUUUCAAUUAAAAUAUUGAAGAAAUGUGGAGGCCUACCAUUGGCCAUUAUCAGUAUAUCAAGUUUGUUGGCAAACCGACCGAAGAUCAAAGAUGAGUGGGAGAGGGUCAGUAGGUCUAUUGGUUCUGCACUGGAAAAAAACCCAAGCUUGGAGGGAAUGAAUAGUAUAUUAUCCCUUAGCUACAAUGAUCUUCCACCUAAUCUGAAGACCUGUUUGUUAUAUUUAAGUAUAUUUCCGGAGGAUACAGUCAUUGACAGAGAGUGUUUAGUGAGGCGAUGGAUAGCAGAAGGCUUUAUUUGCGAAGAGCGUGGACAUAGCAAACAAGAGGUCGCCGAGAACCACUUCUAUGAGCUAAUCAACAAGAGCAUGGUCCAACCAGUGAAAGUUGGCUAUGAUGGUAAGGCUCGUGCUUGUCGAGUUCACGACAUGAUGCUAGAGCUCAUCAUUUCAAAAUCGAUUGAAGAUAAUUUCAUCACUUUCGUGGGCCACGGGCAGACUGAUGUAGCAAAUCGUCAUGGUCUUAUUCGGCGACUGUCAAUCCAUCAUAUUGACCAAGAGCUGGCAUCUGUAUUGGCAAAUGAAGAUUUAAGUCAUGUUCGGUCUCUAACGGUGACAGCAUCAGCUUGCAUCAAAUACUUGCCUAGUCUCGUUGGCUUUGAAGCUUUGCGUGUGCUAGAUUUUCAAGGGUGCCAAAAUAUGCAAGAGUAUGAUACGAAUGGCAUAGAUAAACUUUUCCAGCUGAAGUACUUAAGCCUCAGGGGCACUGACAUGUCGAAGCUACCAUCAGGAAUUGUGAGGCUAUAUGGUCUAGAGACGCUAGAUCUUAGCAAUACAUACAUCAAAGAGUUGCCACCCGAGAUUGUUCAGCUCAUUAAGCUACGGCAUCUACUCAUUGCAAGAUACGGUAGUAUGUAUUCCCAUGAACAUUCUUGGUUUAAAGCUACAACCAAGAUACCAGAUGGAAUCGGAAAUAUGAGGAACUUACGGGUGAUCUCAGGCUUUAAUGUUAUCGAGAAUUCAUUAGGUGCAGUGGAGGAGUUGGGGAAUCUGACAGCUUUGCAAGAACUCCAUAUAGAGCUGGACGGCAGAGGAUCUCAGAAAUACAAAAAGCAUGAAGAGAUGUUACUUUCCUCUCUAUGCAAGCUUGGCGGAUGCAAACUCCAGUCUUUAUGGAUACAUGCUGCCAACUCAACACCACUCCAGUUCUUAGAUUCUUGGUCCCCUCUGCCAUCUUCUCUCCAAAGAUUUCAGAUGACCACUAGCUAUUAUUUUCCGAAGAUGCCAAAGUGGAUUACGCCAAAACUCACCGGCCUUGCAUACCUAAAUAUUAAUUUAGUGGAAAUAAUGGAGGAGGAUCUGCACGUACUUGGAGAGAUGCGUGCCUUGCUUUCUCUGGUGUUAACAUUCCAGGGUGCCCAAAAUGAAAGGAUUAUUGUCAGAGGCCAUGCAUUCCCAUGUUUGAAGGAAUUCUGCCUUUUAACUAGUUCAUCUUAUGUCACAAGGCCAACAUAUGUGAAGUUUGAAGAAGGGGCGAUGCCAAAGCUCGAGAAGCUUGAGGUGCCAUUCUCUGUGUCAGUGGCUAAAGCCUAUGGGUUUAGCUUAGGUAUUAACCAUCUCCCAUGUCUGAAACAUGCCGAGGUUGAACUUGACGAUGGAGGCGCGACAUUUUCCGAAAGCAAGGCUGCAGCGGCUGCCAUAAGGAAUGAAGCAAAUGCCAACCCCAAUCAUCCCAGGGUAUUUAUCCUGGGAAUAAUGGAAGAGGACACGGAAGAGAGUUCCACAGAUGAUGAAGAAGAGGGGUAGAUACCUGGGAAAUGUUACGAUCACUACAUUUCAUUACCAGUGUAAGAGGUGAAAUUUUACUCAUGCAAAUGCGAGAUGGUGCGCUGCCUUGAAUGAAUGUAGUGGUGCAGCUUCGAGGCGCCUGUCCUUUUGCCUUUCAGAUGGGAAUACACAUGUCAAACGAAGAAGCCCAAAUAAAGAUGUCUUGGAACAAGUUGUCUUGGUUGCUUUGCUACAUGGCACCCAUUCGGUCUGAUCGAAACCUUGUAUCUGAUUUUAUUUCCCCCAGGUUUUGUUAAGAAAUAAGGAGGUCACCUCUAGGUGAAGUUUGUUUAUUUAGUCGUUGGUGUGUUUUAAGUACUUGUGUGUAACUUAACUUGCUGGAUCAUGCAUUUAUUUUAAGCCGAAACAGCCGGAUUGAUAGACAUUUGCAAUAACUUGGAUGCCGAGUUUCAGAGA